Messenger RNA from Prorocentrum cordatum, 323 nucleotides. The record is from the annotation of a GenBank genome assembly. NCBI's taxonomy places the organism in Eukaryota, Dinophyceae, Prorocentrales, Prorocentraceae.
GUGCGGCGGCGGGCGCCCUCCCAGGCGCGGCGGCGCCGCGGCGCCCGCGGCUGCACGCGGUGACGUACUCCAGCGGCGUGAGCUCGAGGCUGUCGCUGCCCCUCGCCUCCGCCGAGGGCUUCGGCCUGUUCCCCGUGGUCGUGGGCUACGGGCACUCGGCGACGUGGGCCUACGGCCUGAGCGGCGCCGAGGCGGGGUGGGCGAUCUCGGCGCCCACGUCGAAGAGCCUAGCGAUGUGCGCCACCUGCCAUGGGGAGGCCCCGGAGCCCGCGUGCACCAUAUUGGCUGCGUCGCUGGCCAGUGCGGGCCGCCUGACGGCUUGA